Molecule: messenger RNA, 1442 nt
Organism: Fundulus heteroclitus (mummichog)
Lineage: Eukaryota; Metazoa; Chordata; Actinopteri; Cyprinodontiformes; Fundulidae
Gene: hmg20a
Product: high mobility group 20A
Exons: 9
Coding region: 137-1012 (291 amino acids)
Biological process (GO): regulation of gene expression
Cellular component (GO): nucleus
Source: RefSeq, a predicted model, not a curated record
UUUCACCGCACACAUAGAAUUAGCCAGGCAUGAAUCAACAGCUUUUCUACCUACGUGGUUUCUAUGGCGUAGCUGCUGUAUUGUUUUGGUUAGGAAAAUUUGCCUGUUACAGCCACGGAUCGCUUUCACUAAGGUGAUGGAUGAGCAGACGGGCUCUCCUGCAGCCAACACCGACAACAACAGCCAGAGAAAUGGGGAUGAGAAACCUCGACGUGGCAGCUGGACCAAAGGGAGGAAGAGGAAGAAGCCGAUGAAGGACAGCAACGCGCCCAAAGCUCCCCUGACGGGCUACGUUCGCUUCAUGAACGACAGGCGGGAGCAGCUGCGGGCGGAGCGUCCAGACGUGCCCUUCCCAGAGAUUACGAGGAUGCUGGGCAAUGAGUGGAGCAAGCUGGCCCCGGAGGAGAAGCAGCGCUAUUUGGACGAAGCGGAGCGCGAUAAGGAGCGCUACAUGCGAGAGCUGGAGAAGUACCAGAAGACCGAGGCCUACAAGCAUUUCACCAGGAAGGUCCAGGAGAAGCAGAAGGGCAAGAGGCACAGGGGAGAUGUUGGGCACCAAGUCGCCAGCGAGGCCCUUCAUGAGAAGGACGCGGAGGGAAAGGACAGGACUGUGUUCGACAUCCCAAUCUUCACAGAAGAGUUUCUCAACCACAGCAAAGCGCGAGAGGCCGAGAUGCGGCAGCUGCGCAAGACCAACAUGGAGUACGAGGAGCGUAACGCGGCCCUGCAGAAGCACGUGGAGAGCAUGCGCGGCGCCGUGGAGCGGCUGGAGGGCGACGUGAUCCAAGAGCGGGAACGCAACGGGCUCCUGCACCAGCACCUGGAAACGCUGCGCCAGGCACUCACCUCCAGCUUCUCAUCGGUGCCUCUGCCAGGCAGCGGAGAAACCCCGACCCUCGACACCAUCGACGCUUACAUGAAGAAGCUCCACAGCAUCAUCGUGGGGAGCCCCCAGGAGCACGAGACCCUCGUCAACACAGUGAGAGACGUAGUCAGCCGCCUGGACAGAUAAUUGGAUCAAGCUCGGCUGAUUCGAUGGAUCAGGAUUUUCUGCAGGAUUUUCAUCAACUCUUCGUCCCAGUUGAGUUAAAAAUGUCCAGAACUCUGCUAUGAUCAUAUCAGUGAAUGUGAUGUAGCGUCUUCUAUUUAUUUAUUUUUUUCCACCUGAUUGAUAGAGCUGUAGUGAUCUCCUAAGCUGGGCAUAAAGGGUUUUUUUUUUCUGCCGUGUCUCCUGCGCCGUCCUCACUGCUCCUUUCUAGCAGCUGCUUCCACAACAGAGCCAUCGCUAUCAUCCUCUCUGUGUUUUGUAUUAAACCAUAACCAAGAAAUGUUGCUGACAUGUCUGUUGUCCUCUUAGAGUCUGUUCAGGAAGAAAGCACUUGUGCCAUUGUUUGCCCGUUGUGAGAAGUGUUUGUAUUUUCAAUAAAAAUGUUUCCAUGGUC